AAAGAAUUUGAGCUGUGUAUCUAUGUGCGAAUUCGAGAAGCUGGUGUAGAACACCGGGCUGAGCAUCUUGGACUGUGGGAGUGGAAGCUAAGAGAAGAGCAAUGGAGCGUGCAGAUGGAGGAAGACUGUCAGAAGUCUGUGAUACUUGCGAACGUGACAUUGGUGUAA
This is a messenger RNA of Serpula lacrymans var. lacrymans S7.9, 168 nucleotides long. RefSeq lists its product as uncharacterized. NCBI's taxonomy places the organism in Eukaryota, Fungi, Basidiomycota, Agaricomycetes, Boletales, Serpulaceae. The transcript has a single exon. The annotation marks the transcript as partial. The record is from RefSeq and is a predicted model, not a curated record.